Molecule: messenger RNA, 1030 nt
Organism: Xylona heveae TC161
Lineage: Eukaryota; Fungi; Ascomycota; Xylonomycetes; Xylonales; Xylonaceae
Exons: 3
Coding region: 208-756 (182 amino acids)
Source: RefSeq, a predicted model, not a curated record
UCGCUGGACAGAGAAACGUCUAAGUCAUAGACAUUUGGAGGGGACUUGGAUCCAUUUUCCCCCUUCAAACCCGCAUUUGGAUCGGGAAAAGCCAAGACAUCAACGACACUCAAGACUCGAAGAGCUUUGGAAUACCAUCACAUUUGGAAUAUUCUUUCUUUUGAGUUUUCGUGGUAUCACGCCGCAUCGCAAAAAUUAUUGCUAGCAAUGAAUUCUCGUCAACCCGCACCGCGGCCCGUGUCUACUGCAGGCGUCCGUCGGAAUCUCUUCAACCAGCAUUUAAGUCGACGCCCGCCCAUGACGGGACCGCCCAACCACAGCAUAGCAAGUUCCAGCUCAGGGUCAAAUCAAGUUGCAGGAAUAACUCUUCCAUCUUCUAUUGGCUCUACAGCUUCGCAGCACAUGGGCUCGGAUGCUAUGACAAGUUCGGCCGUGGCAACAGAUAGUAGCAGCGAUAUCGUCGUCAGAGAUCGAAACGGAAAUUAUCAAGUGCAGAUGCCUUUAGUGAUGUUUAGCGGGGAAGGGGAACUGGGCCAAGGAGAAGGAGGCUUGGGCAGUGGUGGAGAUGAAAUUGGCAGUGAAAAGGCCAAGAUAGGGGCAAGACUUGUUGAGCUCUACAGAAGUCAUAAUCGGCGUGCAAGUGAGCCUGCUGAACUUUUCGCUGCAGUUCAAGCCAGUCUUCGCGCAAAAGCAGCCUCCUUGGAUGAGGAUGAUUGGAUGUUCGAAAGCGAAAAAGAUGGCUUCUCAAACAUAUAAAAGGGACAUGAAUCACUUCAGGGUUGGGAUACUUGGGAAAAAGAAGGAAUCCUUGGUUUUCUGGAGUCACGGUGGAGAUAUACCCUUUCUUUCUUUGCAUUAUUUUGGAUUAAGAAAAUAUUUGUAUAUUGCAUCACACCCGGGCACGGUACUAUACGCUUAGAACUUCCCAUGAACUACAUGGGCUUUGCGAGAAAUGUGAAAAGAAGAUGAAUGGCAAACAAAAUGUUAGUCAAGAAUGUCAGUCAAGGUCGACUGCAGGUGGCGCGGGGCU